This is a messenger RNA of Elephantulus edwardii (Cape elephant shrew), 3451 nucleotides long. It is a transcript of the gene POLD1, whose product is annotated as polymerase (DNA directed), delta 1, catalytic subunit. The record is from RefSeq and is a predicted model, not a curated record. Gene Ontology annotation, cellular component: delta DNA polymerase complex. Lineage: Eukaryota; Metazoa; Chordata; Mammalia; Macroscelidea; Macroscelididae. The transcript is spliced from 28 exons. Gene Ontology annotation, molecular function: DNA binding; DNA-directed DNA polymerase activity; 3'-5'-DNA exonuclease activity. Gene Ontology annotation, biological process: DNA-templated DNA replication; base-excision repair, gap-filling; DNA replication proofreading. The coding region runs from base 72 to 3401 and encodes 1109 amino acids.
GCCUGCGCACGCUGGUGUCAGAGGUUACGGCGGCGUCCGCUGUGGCGGGAAAGGCUGUUUGAAGCGGCAGGAUGGAGGGCAAGCGGCGGCCGGCACCGGGCUCCGGGGUGCCCCCGAAGCGGGCGCGUCCAGGCAUGUGGGACGAGGAUGUCACACAGCGGCCGUCCCAGUUCGAGGAGGAACUGGCGCUGAUGGAAGAGAUGGAGGCCGAGCGCCGGCUGCAGGAGCAGGAGGAGGAGGGGCUGCAGUCAGCCGCCGAGGGGGCUGUGGUCGGACACUUCUCCCCAUCAGCGCUAGACCCCCGCUGGGUCCGGCCCUCCCCACCUCCUCUGAACCCCCAGACGGAGCCUCUCAUCUUUCAGCAGUUGGAGAUUGACCAUUAUGUGGGCCCGGCCCGGUCCCUCCCACUACCUGGGGCGCCCCCAGCAUCCCAGGCCUCCGUCCCUGUGCUCCGGGCCUUUGGGGUCACCGACGCCGGCAACUCUGUCUGCUGCCACAUCCAUGGCUUUGCACCCUACUUCUACACUCCAGCACCCCCUGGUUUCGGGGCCCAGCACCUGGCCGAGCUGAAGCAGGAGCUGAAUGCGGCCAUCAGCCGGGACCAGCGUGGAGGGAAGGAGCUCUCGGGGCCCGCCGUGCUGGCCGUGGAGCUCUGCACUCGUGAGAGCAUGUAUGGCUACCACGGGCACGGGCCCUCCUCGUUCCUGCGUAUCAUUCUGGCCUUGCCCCGUCUCGUGGCCCCCGCCCGCCGCCUCCUGGAGCAAGGUGUCCGUGUUCCCGGCCUGGGCACCCCCAGCUUCGCACCCUAUGAGGCCAACGUGGACUUUGAGAUCCGGUUCAUGGUGGAUACAGGCAUCGUGGGCUGCAACUGGCUGGAACUCCCACCCGGGAAAUAUGUCCUGAGGCCCCAGGAGAAGACGACGCUGUGCCAGCUGGAGGUGGACGUCCUCUGGUCCAGCGUGAUCAGUCACCCCCCAGAGGGGCAGUGGCAGCGGAUCGCACCCCUGCGCGUGCUGAGCUUUGACAUCGAGUGCGCGGGCCGCAAAGGUAUCUUCCCCGAGCCGGAGCGGGACCCCGUCAUCCAGAUCUGCUCGCUGGGCCUGCGCUGGGGCGAGCCGGAGCCCUUCCUGCGCCUGGCGCUCACGCUGAAGAGCUGUGCCCCGAUCCUGGGCGCCAAGGUGCAGAGCUACGAGACCGAGGAGGACCUGCUGCAGGCCUGGUCUAACUUCAUCCGGGCCAUGGACCCAGAUGUAAUCACAGGCUACAACAUCCAGAACUUUGACCUUCCGUACCUCAUCUCCAGGGCUCAGACCCUCAAGGUGCAGGCGUUUCCCUUCUUGGGCCGAGUUUCCGGGCUCCGCUCUACCAUCCGAGACUCGUCCUUCCAGUCAAAGCAGACGGGCCGGCGGGACAGCAAGGUGGUCAGCAUGGUGGGCCGCGUGCAGAUGGACAUGCUGCAGGUGCUGCUUCGGGAGUACAAGCUGCGUUCCUACACUCUCAACGCCGUCAGCUUCCACUUCCUGGGCGAGCAGAAGGAGGACGUGCAGCACAGCAUCAUCACGGACCUGCAGAACGGGAAUGAGCAGACGCGCCGCCGCCUGGCCGUGUACUGCCUGAAGGAUGCCUACCUGCCGCUGCGCCUGCUGGAGCGUCUCAUGGUGCUGGUCAAUGCCGUGGAGAUGGCCCGGGUCACCGGCGUGCCGCUCGGCUACCUGCUCACCCGCGGCCAGCAGGUCAAGGUCGUGUCCCAGCUGCUCCGCCAGGCCAUGUGCCAGGGCCUGGUGAUGCCCGUGGUGAAGACAGAGGGAGGCGAGGACUACACGGGGGCCACUGUCAUUGAGCCGCUCAAAGGGUACUACGACGUGCCCAUCGCCACCCUGGACUUCUCCUCGCUGUACCCGUCCAUCAUGAUGGCCCACAACCUGUGCUACACCACCCUCCUGCGGCCCGGGGCCGCCCAGAAGCUGGGCCUGACCUCAGAGCAGUUCAUCAAGACGCCCACGGGGGACGAGUUUGUGAAGACGUCAGUGCGCAAGGGCCUGCUCCCCCAGAUCCUGGAGAAUCUGCUCAGCGCCCGGAAAAGGGCCAAGGCCGAGCUAGCCAAGGAGACCGACCCCCUGCGCCGCCAGGUCCUGGAUGGGCGGCAGCUGGCGCUGAAAGUGAGCGCCAACUCUGUGUAUGGCUUCACGGGUGCCCAGGUGGGCAAGCUGCCCUGCCUUGAGAUCUCCCAGAGCGUCACCGGCUUCGGGCGUCAGAUGAUUGAGAAAACGAAGCAGCUGGUGGAGUCCAAGUACACGGUGGAGAACGGCUACAGUGCCAAUGCCAAGGUGGUGUAUGGCGACACUGACUCCGUCAUGUGCCGAUUCGGCGUCUCCUCGGUGGCCGAGGCCAUGGUCCUGGGGCGGGAAGCUGCAGACUGGGUGUCCGGCCACUUCCCACCGCCCAUCCGGCUGGAGUUUGAGAAGGUCUACUUCCCCUACCUGCUCAUCAGCAAGAAGCGCUACGCCGGCCUGCUCUUCUCCUCGAGCCCAGACACCCACGACCGCAUGGACUGCAAGGGCCUGGAGGCCGUGCGCAGGGACAACUGUCCCCUGGUGGCCAACCUCGUCACUGCCUCGCUGCGUCGCCUGCUCAUCGACCGGGACCCAGCCAGCGCAGUGGCCCACGCGCAGGAGGUCAUCUCGGACCUGCUGUGUAACCGCAUUGACAUCUCGCAGCUGGUCAUCACCAAGGAGCUGACGCGCGCGGCGGCCGACUACACGGGCAAGCAGGCGCACGUGGAGCUGGCGGAGAGGAUGAGGAAGCGGGACCCCGGGAGUGCACCCAGCUUGGGCGACCGUGUCCCCUACGUGAUCAUUGGGGCUGCCAAGGGCGUGGCUGCGUACAUGAAGUCUGAGGACCCCCUGUUCGUGCUCGAGCACAGCCUGCCCAUCGACACCCAGUACUACCUGGAGCAGCAGCUGGCCAAGCCGCUCCUGCGCAUCUUCGAGCCCAUCCUGGGCGAGGGCCGGGCCGAGGCGGUGCUGCUGCGUGGAGAUCACACCCGCUGUAAGACGGUGCUGACGGGCAAGGUGGGCGGCCUGCUGGCCUUCGCACAACGCCGCAGCUGCUGCAUUGGCUGCCGCACGGCCCUCAGCCACCAGGGAGCUGUGUGCAAGUUCUGCCGGCCGCGGGAGUCCGAGCUCUAUCAGAAGGAGGUGUCCCACCUGAACGCCCUGGAGGAGCGCUUCGCGCGCCUGUGGACACAGUGCCAGCGCUGUCAAGGCAGCCUGCACGAGGACGUCAUCUGCACCAGCCGCGACUGCCCCAUCUUCUACAUGCGCAAGAAGGUGCGGAAGGACCUGGAGGACCAGGAGCAGCUGCUGCGGCGCUUCGGCCCCCCAGGCCCCGAGGCCUGGUGACCCCGCACUUCCCCAGCAGCUUGACAUUAAUAAAGUUCAUCUUUUGUUAC